AUGGAUCAUGGGUCGUGGGUCAUGGGUCAGGUGCGUCCUCCAGGUCAUCAUGCUGGAGUGAGACAAGCAAUGGGAUUCUGUCUGCAUAACAAUGCAGCCAUUGCUGCAUCAGCAGCACAAGCUGCAGGAGCAAAAAAAGUCUUGAUUGUUGAUUGGGAUGUACACCAUGGAAAUGGAACUCAAGAAAUAUUUGAGCAGAACAAAACAGUGUUGUAUAUAUCCUUACAUAGACAUGAAGGUGGAAAAUUCUACCCUAGUAAAGGCGUUGCCCAUGAGGUGGGGUCCAUGGGUGGAGAAGGGUAUUGUGUAAAUGUUCCAUGGAGUCAUGGAGGAGUUGGGGACCAUAGUCACAGGAUUCGCCAAAGUAGUCACGAUCCACGUUCCAAACGGCUCGAUCCCAAACGGGGUAUGAUUGCGUAUCGAUCGCCGACAGAAACGCCCUCCGGUACAUCAUGCUUGCGAUCCCACCAAUUCUUUAAAUCGAUACCUGAAACGUGA
This is a messenger RNA of Lactuca saligna, 498 nucleotides long. NCBI's taxonomy places the organism in Eukaryota, Viridiplantae, Streptophyta, Magnoliopsida, Asterales, Asteraceae. The record is from the annotation of a GenBank genome assembly.